AGAUUUACUGUUGAUGGCGUCGAAAAAAACAUCCGUACUUUACAAUUGCUUCAUUUGACUAGCUCUUUCGAUAUUUCCGGUGAAUACCUGUACUCGAUAUUACUUGAUACUGUGCUAUUGCCCAGUCAGUCGUCUCGUGUAACACCAGAAGCACACUAAACUAAUAAGAGAAUUCUCAACAGGCAGACAGACUGCUCAAUUGCUAAUGCUCUCUUCUUAGUGGAGUAGCCAGGCGCCGCACUGGCUGCCACAUGAGCGCCUCCGGGCAUCACGGAGACAAGCCUGCCUGUCUUCUCUCACACACCUGUUGCCAUUCCACUCCAUCGAACGCAAUGUGCAGCACGUGCAUGUGGAGUUAUUACGAUAUAUGCGCAUGGUAAAUUUUACGAGAUUAUGAUGAUCGAACUGUUCCACAAAAAUUGGCCCGGAAUAUCUGGUUACCGAUAAAGCCUAUAGGGAUCAUGUUGGUUGUGCAACUGAUUUUAUCGAGUAUCGUGGCGGUGGGCGCCAGCGACAUCAGUGGAUUUUACGCCGAUAAUGGCAUCGAUCAGACGGUGCUGUAUGCGCCGUUGAAGCGCGAGAAGAAAGUUCUCCAGCACGAGAUGUUGGGGCUGCUGGGACUACACUCCAGGCCACGGCCGCCCGCGCACGAAACAGGCCAGGCCGCGCCGACCUUCAUGAAGAAUUUAUACGAGUCCUUCGUGGACGAGGACACGGGCGUGCUGAAGGUGGACAACGAGAAGCUCCUGGCCAAAGUCCACGAUCUCACCUGGACGGAGAAUAAUUCCACGCUGAAUUCGGUGAAUGAUGCCGACGUCAUUAUGAGUUUUGUCAACCAAGCGCAGCGGCACAGUCUGCAUCUGCGACAGGAACGGGACCGGCGCUUCCUCUUUGACCUGUCGGAAGUGUCGGCCGAUCACGCCGUCAUCGGGGCGGAACUUCGAUUAUUCAAAGCCUACAGUUGGCAGCAGGAUCCGCUGGAGAAUUUCACCAUUUAUGUCUACAUGAUCAAGCGAGGACAGGAUGCAGAAGACCGGGAUAUUGAGCUGCUGGACGAGCAGCAGACGUACACCGUCUUCGAAGGCUGGAUCAUCUUCAACGUUACGCGAGCGGUGGAGGCGUGGCUAGCCUCGCCCAGCACCAACUACGGCCUCUUCAUCGACAUCCUGUCGGCGACCAAUGAGACCAUACGGCCAUCGCAGAUCUUCAUCGCCGGCGACCGGCUGGAUGAUGACGAUGACAAAGAGGGAUUUAUGGUGGGCUUCUUUAAGCAGCGCAGCGAGGAGUCGCUCUUCCGAGUCCGGCGCUCCCCGGACCCCGGACAGACGCCGCGUCGCUCGCGCAAAAAGCAGGCGCAGUCGUCCACGCAUGAUUUUGAUAGCCGGUUGUCGCCGUCGCAGUGGAAUCCGUUUGCCGGAUACGACGCCGGGUAUUCCAGCCGCACGUGUCAGAAGCGAACUCUUUACGUCAGUUUCAAGCUCCUUGGUUGGCAGGACUGGAUCAUCGCGCCGGACGGGUACGCGGCGUACUUCUGCCACGGCGAGUGCUCCUUCCCGUUGAACGCGCACAUGAACGCCACUAACCACGCCAUCGUGCAGACCCUGGUGCACCUCUUCAACCCCUUCAUCGUGCCCAAGGCCCUCUGCGCCCCCACCAAACUCAGCGCCAUCUCCGUGCUGUACUUUGACGACAACUCCAACGUGGUCCUCAAGAAGUAUCGCAACAUGGUGGCCAAGGGCUGCGGCUGCCACUAACCGUCGUUUGUAGUCGAAACGAAAUGUCGUAACUUCGGACCAUGGUGUUCCCGGGCGGGAAACUGGCCACUCGAUUAGCGAUCUCAUAGAAAUGUUUCUCUGCGCAGCUACUGUAAUAAAAAAAAACAAUUCCGUCGUGCCAGUGUAUUUUUGCGACCGGCCGGAAAAAUCACUGCAUCACCGUAUUCUUAUCAAUAUUUGUAUACCAGGAUCACAUUGUUUUUGUGAAGAUUUUAAAUUGCGCCUUUAUGCAGAAGUCUGAUUCGUCUGAAAAGUCACGACAUUCUCAGCAGGAAAAAAUGCGCCGGGCCUAACGGUAUCCCUCAUAAACUCUUGCAGGAGAUUUAUCCACUGCUGGUG
Molecule: messenger RNA, 2114 nt
Organism: Paramacrobiotus metropolitanus
Lineage: Eukaryota; Metazoa; Tardigrada; Eutardigrada; Parachela; Macrobiotidae
Product: bone morphogenetic protein 7-like
Exons: 7
Coding region: 462-1754 (430 amino acids)
Biological process (GO): SMAD protein signal transduction
Cellular component (GO): extracellular region
Molecular function (GO): growth factor activity; cytokine activity
Source: RefSeq, a predicted model, not a curated record